AUGCAGGUUACAUUGGAGAAGGUCCUUGGUGUAACUGCAUUAAGUGGCAGUGGGCUAGCAUGUGACUCCAGUACAGGGCUGGUAGCAUAUCCUGCAGGGUGUGUGGUGGUUCUUUUAAAUCCAAAGAAGAAUAAACAAAGCCAUAUACUCAAUGCAUCCAGAAAAACAUUUACUGCUUUGGCGUUUUCACAAGAUGGAAAAUACUUGGUCACUGGUGAGAGUGGUCACAUGCCGGCUGUACGCGUUUGGGACGUGGCUGAAAAGACCCAAGUGUCUGAGGUCCAUUGCCACAAGUAUGGCGUGUCCUGCGUGGCUUUCUCUGCCAAUUCCAGCUACAUCGUGUCUGUGGGCUACCAGCACGACAUGACCGUCAACGUGUGGGAGUGGAAGAAAGGCACGGUAAUUGCUUCAAACAAAGUCUCCAGUAAAGUGACGGCAGUGUGCUUCUCGGAGGACAGCAGCUACUUUGUGACGGUGGGGAACAGACACGCCAAGUUCUGGUAUUUGGACGCAUCUAAAGAGCGCAGGAUAAACAGCACUGUGCCGCUGAUUGGCCGCUCGGGGAUCCUCGGGGAGCAGAGGAACAAGCUGUUCUGCGGGGUGGCGUGUGGCAAGGGCAGAAUGGCCAGCAGCACUUUCUGCAUCACCAGCUCUGGGCUGCUAUGCCAGUUCAAUGAGAAGAGGCUGCUGGACACCUGGAUUGACCUGAAGGCUCCAGUCUCUAACUGCAUCGUCGCGAGUGAAGACUUUGUGUUCUGCGGCUGUGCGGAUGGCACGGUCAGAGUGUUCAGCCCCCAGGACCUGCGUUACAUCACCAGCCUUCCCAAGCCCCACCACCUGGGAGUGGACGUUGCCAAGGGAACAGAGCCAAGUCACCUGUUUGACCAGAAUCCAGAUGCAGGGUACCCGGACGCUGUGGCCCUGGCCUUUGAUCCGUCCACGCGCUGGCUGUCCUGCGUGUACAGCGACCACAGCCUCUACGUGUGGGACGUGACGGACUUGAGGAAGGUGGGAAAGGUGAACUCCGCCCUCUACCACAGCGGCUGCGUCUGGAGCGUCGAGACGUACCCGGAGCUGGAGGAGCGUUCCCGGUCCUGCCUUCCUGCCGGCUCCUUCCUCACCUGCUCGUCGGACAGCACCAUCAGACUCUGGAACACGGACGGCAGCUCAGCCGCUACUGGGAUCGGCGUCGCCGGCUUCCGCAAGAACUUCUACAGCCAUGACCUGCUCAAGGUGGUGUACGUGGGGAAUAACAUCCAGCAUCUCCAGGACACUGCGGAGAAGGCAGAUGGCGCUGACCUCAAGGCUGGGAUCAGGGUGCUGGCAGUCAGCCCCGAUGGGCAACACCUGGCGUCGGGAGACCGCAACGGGAACCUCCGGAUCUAUGACCUGCAGUUCUUGGAUGAGCUGAUGAAUGUUGAAGCGCACGAUUCAGAAGUUCUCUGUCUGGAGUACUCCAAACCCGAGACUGGAAUGAACCUGCUGGCCACAGCUAGCCGGGAUCGCCUCAUUCACGUGCUCAACGUGGACAAGCAUUACAGCCUGGAGCAGACCCUGGAUGACCACUCUGCCUCCAUCACUGCAGUCAAGUUCGCAGGUGACGGCAGCCAAGUACGCAUGAUCAGCUGCGGUGCAGAUAAGAGUAUAUAUUUCCGGACAGCAGGAAAGUCGGCAGGCGGCAUUAACUUCUCAAGAACUCGCCAUGUUGUUGGGAAAACCACUCUGUACGACAUGGAUGUGGACGCAACGAGGAAAUACGCAGCGAUCGGAUGUCAGGAUAGGAAUAUCCGGAUCUACAGCGUUGACAGCGGGAAGGAGAAGAAAUGUUUUAAAGGCUCGCAGAGUGAGGACGGGACUCUCCUAAAGGUACAGAUGGACCGGUCUGGCAUGUUUCUGGCAACCAGUUCUUCAGACAAGAAUAUCUCCAUCUUUGACUUCUAUACAGGAGAGUGUGUGGCCACAGUGUUUGGGCAUUCAGAGAUUGUAACAGCGAUGAGGUUUAGCAACGACUGCAGACACUUGAUCACGGUUUCUGGUGACAGCUGUGUGUUUAUCUGGAGGCUGGACUCCCAAAUGACCAACUGUAUGAGGAAACGGCUUGCUGAGAUCAAGCAGGUCUGUGGCCAGCAGAGGGCAGUGAAACACCAUGUUCAGAUCAGGAGGGAAACUUAUAUCACAGUGCCCCGUGGGGGGACCACUGAGGAGGGGCAGGUGGGCAGAGAGGAGGACCUGGAGGAUGAAGGCUCCUUGCAGACCCCUGCCAAGGACUCUUCGGAUCAGGAUUUGAUGGACCCCACCUUCCUUCAGACCAAUGGGAGACUUCCAUUGUGGGCAAAGAGAAUGGUGGAGAACCCUGAGGAUGAUGGACAGGAUCGUCUCCAUAGUAACCAGUACCAGCCACGGGGGCGCUGGGCGGAGCGUGCCGAUCGGGAGCAGAUCAAAACCCUGCUGGACACCCGCUGCAGGCAGAUGUGCCUGACCCCCAGCCCCCAGAGAGAGGCAGAGGGGACAAGGGCCCGGGAGCUUCCGGAGGAGCCCAGCUUUGAACCCCAGAGCUUGGACAGUCUGCUGGGACAGGAGGACGACGAGGAGGAGGAGGAGGAGGAGGAGUUUGUCCAGGUCGGCCAGCCUUUCGCUCGGCCCAGCUUCCUGCAGCUCCCCGACGUGGAAGAGAUGUUCGGGCGGGACCUAGACUCCCCUGAGACCAGUGAUGACAUCCUGUACCCCGCUAACAGCACUGUGGCUUCCCUGGCAGGAGACGGUGACUUUGACGUGAAGGAGUUGUGUCAGGGCCCAUCCCGCAAGGCUCGGAGGUGGGGUAGAGGGGGCAGCCAGGAGAACAGCCCCGACAGUGCCUACUGCGUGGGGUCAUCUGGGAGCCAGGCCUCCAGCCAGGAGCAGCACAGAGACGACGUGGACUCCCUGAGCCAGCUGAGCUCUGCAGGCAGCUCUGGGGUGGAGGAGGAGGAAGAGGAGCCCUGCCUGUCCCGGGAUAAUCCCGUCAAGAUCGCCCCAGACCAAGAGAUGCUGUGGCACCACUUUGACACCCUGGCAGACGACCUCGCCAACGAAAAGUUUGAUACCAACUUAAAGGACCUCAAGCCGAGUUCGGACGGCCUCUUCCUGAAUCCCAGGCUGAGCAUUUCCGCAAGAUUCCUCUCUCGCUGCCAGAAUAAGCUACGGCUGGGCACUGCCUUCCCUCCCAGGAUUCUACUCUCCACUGUCAAGGUUCCGGAAGAGGAGCAGAGCGGCAAACCCCACAGCGGCCCCAAGGAGCAGGUGGAGGCAAUUUUAAAGACUUCUGAUGAGUCUUCCACUGAAUCAGCAGCUAAGGAGUUAAAGCCCAGAGUCAGGAGGCGUAGUUCCUCGUUCAACUGCAAACAGCAGAAGCCGAAGCGAAUGACGAUCGCUUUUGCCCAGAGAGAUGACCCGCAGUUGGGAGCCCUUCUCUCUGCCCAGGACAACACCCCCGUCGCCAGAAGACGCUCCCUGCCUCUCCAGAUAAAGGAGGUGUCUGUGGUCAAGCCAGGCAGGCAGAGCUACAUGGGAACAACUGCCAGCUCCCGGGCCAAGACCGCCACAAUGUCCCGCAGUGUCUCCAUGGGUGAGAUUCUGAACGCCAAGAGUGCCGAGGAGCAGCCCAGCAGUGAGUUGUACCCCAGCGGCCGGGCUGCUUCCACAGCGGACCUCUCGACCAACCAGCCGUUGAGCAGAGGGCAGGCCUGCAAGGAGAAUCUGGACCCGGGGACAGCGCCAGGAAGCCACAAGGCUCGGGCAGGCCUCCGUCUGGACCUCUGCUCCUCUUCCGAUCGUAUCCUGAUGCCCCCUCCCCUUGUCCCCAAGCCCUCCCUCUCCCUCGCGACUCCCACCGAGAUGAGAUCCCUGGGGAAGGAAGGGAAGAGCUACAUCAGUGAUAUUCUGGAGAGCAUCGGUUUGGCUCCCACCAGUCCCGUUAAGAACCAGAUCCCCUAUGAUUGUAAUCCAGAUCCCCAGCAAGCUGUCCUGAGCAGGGAGGAAACCCCUGUCUCAGUCACCCAAGUCUCUGGUUCCAGUGCUGAGCUUCAUCUGCCACGUACACCGUGCCAGGAAGAGAGGACAACGGCAGCAGACCCAGAUUCUGCUGAUGUGCCAGUGACUAUCCAGAACUGUAAGCAGGUUGUGAAUGAGCUGCAGAACACCUUGAAGAGGGCGCUGUGUCUCUACAGCAAGGUGGUGUCUUGCAACGAGAGCCCCGAACGGCAAGUCCACAUGAAAGCUAUCCUGACCGACGCCUUCUCCUCAGUGCGGAGAGAUAUUGACUCUGUGGAGAGUGGCAAGUCGCACAGCAGCGCCCCUCACGGGCCGGAAGAGGCAACUCCAUCCCCCGCACGGCAACUCAAAGACGAGAGGACCAUGGCUUUGCUGGAGCGCUACUCUGAAAUGCUGCUUCAAAUCACAGAGAAGAAACUGGACUGCAAUUGUUAACGUGUGCGGUGCAGAAAGAGAGCUUUCAGAGCCUGAAUGGGCCUGUUACAAUAUAGACUGCUUUCUCCCAAUUUUAUUUACCUGUUAUACUUUACAUCGUUUUUAAUGCUUUCCCUCAAACCCCUAGUGCAAUUUCCAUGAACCUUUUAAAGUUAUGUUUAACAAAUUAUGUUAAGACGAUCCUGUUUUUCUGUUUUGUUUUCUUAACUACCUGCCUAUAAGCUUUCUGCUCUUUUUUUUUUUUUUUAAUUGAGCGUCUGUCUCGUGUUCUCUGGGGGGUAAUUCAGAAAACAAACCAACGCCCCAAUGUUUGUUCUUUUUUUAUAUAUAAAGUUAUUGGUUUUCAUUGUACUUUUCAUUCCUAUGUAUCUCGCACAUCAACAACGUUCUGAACACAUUUCAAGUUUUAAAGUGCAAUUGUUUUUUUUUUUUUGUGGCUGUGGGAGAGGUGGUGUGUUCACUGUUAUACAGACCCUUUUCAUAAUCCCAUAUAUUGGGUGUACAUAGUGUUUCUUUAUGUAUAUAUUUAUUUUGUGCAUAACUAUUAGAGUGAAGGCUUUGUCUGUCCCUUGUCAGUGUUAUCUGUUUUUUAGUCAUGUUUUUUA
Molecule: messenger RNA, 5069 nt
Organism: Polyodon spathula (Mississippi paddlefish)
Lineage: Eukaryota; Metazoa; Chordata; Actinopteri; Acipenseriformes; Polyodontidae
Product: WD repeat-containing protein 62-like
Exons: 32
Coding region: 1-4464 (1487 amino acids)
Molecular function (GO): protein binding
Source: RefSeq, a predicted model, not a curated record